This is a messenger RNA of Trichoplusia ni (cabbage looper), 3723 nucleotides long. RefSeq names its product death-associated protein 1-like (gene Drp). Gene Ontology annotation, molecular function: death domain binding. The coding region runs from base 149 to 454 and encodes 101 amino acids. The transcript is spliced from 2 exons. Gene Ontology annotation, biological process: cellular response to amino acid starvation; apoptotic signaling pathway; negative regulation of autophagy. NCBI's taxonomy places the organism in Eukaryota, Metazoa, Arthropoda, Insecta, Lepidoptera, Noctuidae. The record is from RefSeq and is a predicted model, not a curated record.
ACACCAAUCGGUGUCGUGGGGUGCCUGUGCCGUGUCAUCGAAACUUAAUUACACGUCGUAUACACUAUACAUUGAACGAUUUACCUAUCAGUGUGUUGCAACGUCGGCAACUUUUUAUUGUUUAUACAAAAUUAUAUUAUUUUUCAAUAUGUCGUCCGUUGAAGAAACUUCUCAACUUAAAGCUGGACAUCCCCCGGCAGUGAAAGCUGGUGGCAUGAGGAUCACACAGCACAAGACUCCUCAUUCAAAAGAUGGCAAAGAACCAGCAAAUGAAGACUUAACCGGUCUAGCUGGACCAUCACCCGUGCCUUCCAACCCCGUGUCUAUCUCAGGAGCACCCAAUAGAGGCAACGCAGACUUCACUCCGGAAGCUGCGCAAGUGGCCCACAGUCCUAAGCCUCCAGCACAUAUUAACUUUAAGCCCCAGACCAAUAUCCAACAGCCCAGGAAGUAGAUAUCAUAUUACAAGGACUUUUCAUGGCCCCAAUUCCAUUAUUUACAAUUGCUGAUGAUUGAAUGGAAAUUGAAUUAAAUGACACUAUUUGUAUUUUCCUUAGAAUUUUGUUACCGCAGUAAUUGAAAAUUCAGUAAAGGGUGGAUUACUCAACACAUGUGAAUUUCUUGUUAUUGUGUUGAUAAAAUGGUUUCGAGAAUAGUGUUAUCCAAUUUCCAUUCAAUCAUUGGUUUAAAUAACGGAAUUGGGGCACAGGUAGUUGGGUAGAUUUACAGAUUUUAGAUCAAAUUGGGUAUUUGACAAAAAGGAACUUAGAAGUCUGCCAGAUAAAUUUCCCAGAAAUAUGGAUAACUUUUCUAAAUCCUCACUACUAUACCUUUCAUCAUCGUAACUGCUUUUAAUCUUUUAAAAGAUGUAAUUAAAUAAAAAAUACAUAUCCCAUAUUUUUGGUAAACGUGUCUGCUGGACUGCUUUGGUUUGUUUAGUCAAAUAUCCUAUUGUAUUCAUCAUGAUAAUAUUAUAACAAUAGCAAUUAAAAUCCGCAAGCCCCUUUAGAGGAAUGACAUUUCAACAAUCAUUAGUGCCUACUGAUAAAACUGAAACUUGAAUGCAUGAAGGUGACAAUUCUAAGUUAUGAAUAAUCAAAACAAAAUGUCAACUCCAUACAUUUGAAUAUUAAAUUAUAAAAAAAAUGUCUUCCAAAAACUGUAUGAGAAUUAUCAAAAAAAAAUGUUUAUUCUUUAACAAUCACCUUUUACAUUCAGUCUUACAUAGAGACCUCCUUUUAAGUAAGCAUAUACCUGUGUUAGGAGGCCCCGCUCUUCAAACAAUAAGGAAACUAAAAUCCAGUAAAAAUAUCUCUAGAUUUUGAAUUGACACAAAAUCAAAUCAUUCCAUAUUAAAUACAUCAAUGUUAUUGAUAUCACAAAGGUGAAUACUCCAAAAAGUUGUUACACAAUUGUAAUAUCUGUCCAUUUAUCUAUCUACCUUGAUAACUUGUCUUGUUUACAUUAGGUAUUUAAUGCAAACAAUAAUUUUAUGUAUGUGAUAAACUAUUUUCAUUACAGAUAACAUAUCUUUAUUAAGAUAAGUUGCAUAGUUUUUUGAGAAAUUUAAAAACAUGUUGAUUGAUGUUUUCAAAUGAUUUUGCCCAGAGUACAUUUUAAAAAAGGUUUUUGACAAAUAAUCUGUUUAGUCAGGCAGAUAUAAAAUGUAUCCAAAAAAUAUUGGAAACGUAUUUUCUCUUUUAUCUCGCUAUCAAAAACUUAAGGGGAUGCAGUGAAAUAAAACGUUGUGUCUCGUCACAUUACGCUUUUUACUAGCAAUGUUACUAGCCAUCACUAUCUAACACACAUCUAAUUACCUAAGUGCUUCUUAUCUUCUUAAUUUUUUAAUGUGAUAUAAGAAAAAUAUGUACCUAUGCAAUAUAUUUAUAAAAUCUGUCUGACACACUACUUAGAUAUUUUUAGUCAGAUACUCUGUCCUGGCUAUAGAAGUCUUGAAAGAUUAAGAGCAUCUGUGUUAACAUUCACUAUUUCAACAUCAUCAACAUAUUUUUCUUUGUUGAAAGAAAAAUAAAACCCUUAACUAUGCACACUUGUCUAAAUAAAACAAUAGUUAUCCAAAACCAUAUUCCCAAUAUCACAUUUGUAAUUAAACAUCUAAUGUUGACAAAAUGAAAACUAGUGUUGGCAACACUUAAUAAUGUUGCCAACGUUAAAAUGCUAGCCACUAGCCUAGUGAUUAGAUUGGUAUAUUAAGAAUAUUUGUAUUAUAUAAGCACUGUAUUUAUUUAUAAAGACUUAAAAUUAUACAUCAGUGUUCCCUAAUUUUGAAAGGGUGAUCAAUAUUGCACAAAUCACCUGUUAAACUUGUUGAAUGGUGAUCUGUAGCUAGGCUUUAAAUCGACCAUCCAUAAGGAUCUUCUUUUAAAGUGAUAUUUGGAUAUUUGACUAAAUCUAAUCAUUUGAAUCUGUUCAGUCCUUUAUACAGAUUUCCAAAAAACAUUUAAUUUCAGAUUAAGAUGAAGUAUAUGGUAGUUGAGGUUGGUCACAUCACUUGAUAGUUAAAAGCGUACUGGUAACUGACGUCACAGGCACAUCAUUUUUUUGUUUACGUAGUAAAAGAAAAAAUACGCAUCUGAUAUAUUUUGGAAAUUUGUCUGACAGACUACACAGUUUAUUUUUGUCAAAUACCCAAUAUCAAUUGUGAAAGAGAGACGCUUUACGCCUUGUAUAUCGCUGUCACGCUUCCACAACUACUGGUGGCGCCCUCUGUGCAUUUGACAAAAGACUAAGUUAAAAUGAUCAACUUUUCAGCAACUGGUAUCUUGCUAUAGCAACCUAAUCAGAUAAAGGCUUUAUAAAUACCCAGUGGUUUGGAAAUUUGUUAAACACAAAAAAAUGAGAAAAUUGUAUGUUGUAGGUUACAUUCUAUUCAAUAAUAUAAUGAGUGUCUUAAAAUCUUUAGAAAUAAUUGGUCACAUUCCCAGAAAAAAUGAAAAUAUUUAAUAGACAUUGACAUGUUAUUCGUCUUUUCCUGUGUUGCUAGUUAGCUAGAGGACAGUUGCUACAUAAAAAAAUAAUAAAACUAGUGUUAACGUUGACCAUUUCUUUAGAGUGUUAAAAAUAUAAAUAAUAGUUCAAAAUGACUCAUGGAUAAACAGUGUUGUAUUUAAUUAUAUUAAAUGUUAAAGUUCAUUAAUGUUACUCCUGCACAAAUUUUCUUUUUUUCCUAUUAAACAGCACAUUCUUCUUGGUGUACAAAAUUUAGUUUAAAAAGUUAAGAACUGAUUUUUGUAACAGUGUUAUUGUGGUUCUCUACGUCAUUGUGGCCCUAGUUAUAAAGUGUGUUUGGUUACAGGCUCUAGACAGAUGGACCGCAUUUCAACUGCAAUACUAAUUCAAAUUGCAGUUGACACGACUGCAAUAGAUCUACCAAACUUGCAGACCGAUUGCACGCCGACUGCAGUUUGCGGUUGGAUUGCAAUUUAAGUGCGAUUUGUCCGUCUAUAGCCUAAGUAUUUUUGUUACGAAUUAUAAAAUAAUAUAUUUUUGGUUUUGAAAUUUUAUCGUGCAUUGAACAGCAAUAAUUAGAGAAUUUAAUCAUAGAAUUAAAAUCAUAGAUAGAGCAAUUAAAUAUAUUCUAUAUUGAUUGGUGCUAAGCCACUGAUGUUUAUAAUUGAUAAAUUGCAUUUCUUCCACAUUCCUAAACAUUGUAUGGUUGAUUGCUGAAAAAAGGUUCAAUUUCAUAACAUUUGAGUUGCAAAA